This is a messenger RNA of Hypomesus transpacificus, 941 nucleotides long. RefSeq names its product chromosome unknown C22orf39 homolog (gene cunh22orf39). The record is from RefSeq and is a predicted model, not a curated record. NCBI's taxonomy places the organism in Eukaryota, Metazoa, Chordata, Actinopteri, Osmeriformes, Osmeridae. The transcript has 3 exons. Bases 121 to 447 code for a protein of 108 amino acids.
GGUGGAAUCGCUCUCGACAGUGGGCGGAAGCUGUGUGCGUACGUAACCUCUUAUUGGCCCCGAGCAAGGUUCGUGACUCAACGUCUUUCACGCUGUGACGUCUGUUUGGGGAAAAUAACGAUGGCAGCCUCUGAAGCGAUGUGGAGGCCUCCUCGUAACUGUGAUGUCUACUGGAGUGAGUUCAGGCACUGCAAAAGCCUGUGGAACCGUUUUCACCACUAUUACGCUCAUGGCACUUCACCUUCCUGCCAGCAAUGGAAAGAGGACUUCAACAUGUGCAAACAGUGGGAGAAACACCCAGACCCAGAAACCAAGGAGGCGUUACAGAGCAGUGAGAGGAAGAGGGUAGCAGAGCAGAGGAAGUUUACCCCUGUCUGGGAGAUGAGGAGAGAACCUCCAAGAGACUGGCACCUGCCCCUGAACCAGGACAAGCCUCAGGACUCCUGAACACCCACCCACAGCACGAGUCCUCUGUGGGGCUAAAGACUUCUGAGAUGCCAGUUUGCUGCAGAAAUGUGCAUGAAGCCUCCCGGGUUCUCUGCCCAGUAGAGGUUACAAUGAAGGUGGUAUGACCUUAUGGACUGUACUCUACAGUGGUGUCCAAUUUCCUGCACUGAUUUUGGGUGUGCUGUGAGAUUGAAUUGUGCCAGACACUUCAGGGUCUUGUAUGAAUGGGCUCAGCAAGCGUGGAAGGAUGUCAAACAUUUGUCAUGAGAAUUUCACUUUUGGUACUUUGGAAAUGCUAGAUAAAGGGACAUGGAAUAUAGAUAGCAUUUGAUCGUAGCAAUUUGAGUUGACACCCUCUUACCAGACACCCAUAACAUUGUAUGGAAAUCUAAUUAGCAUGAUUGUGUUGCUGAACCCCUUUGUCAUAGACACCAGUAUCAAAGUAUGUUAAUGGCCUUUAAUGAUUCAUUCACAUUUGUGUGUGUGUGUAACAU